Molecule: messenger RNA, 2122 nt
Organism: Onychomys torridus (southern grasshopper mouse)
Lineage: Eukaryota; Metazoa; Chordata; Mammalia; Rodentia; Cricetidae
Gene: Has1
Product: hyaluronan synthase 1
Exons: 5
Coding region: 1-1803 (600 amino acids)
Biological process (GO): extracellular matrix assembly; hyaluronan biosynthetic process
Molecular function (GO): hyaluronan synthase activity
Source: RefSeq, a predicted model, not a curated record
AUGAGAGAGGGAGAUGAGGAGGAGGAGGAGGAGGACUGGAAGAAAUGGGAAUACAGAUGGAACAUGUCAAAGCCCUCAGAGGCAGCACGUCGCUGCUCCGGCCUGGCCCGGCGGGCACUCACGAUUACGUUCGCACUGCUCAUCCUGGGCCUCAUGACCUGGGCCUACGCCGCGGGCGUUCCUCUUGCCUCCGAUCGAUAUGGGCUCCUGGCCUUCGGCCUCUAUGGGGCAUUCCUCAGCGCGCACCUGGUGGCGCAGAGCCUCUUCGCUUACCUGGAGCAUCGGAGGGUGGCGGAGGCGGCACGGCGCGCCUCGGCGAAGGGACCCCUAGACGCGGCCACAGCACGCAGCGUGGCGCUCACCAUCUCCGCCUACCAGGAGGAUCCCUCCUACCUGCGCCAGUGUCUGACCUCAGCCCGCGCUCUGAUGUACCCUCGCGCGCGGUUGCGCGUCCUUAUGGUGGUGGACGGCAACCGCGCAGAGGAUCUAUACAUGGUGGACAUGUUCCGCGAAGUCUUCGCCGAUGAGGACCCCGCCACCUACGUGUGGGAUGGCAACUAUCAUCAGCCCUGGGAGCCGGCGGAGGGGGCAGGAGCAGUGGGUACCGGUGCCUACCGCGAGGUGGAGGCUGAGGACCCAGGGCGGCUGGCGGUGGAGGCGCUGGUGAGGACACGAAGGUGCGUGUGUGUGGCGCAGCGCUGGGGCGGCAAGCGUGAGGUCAUGUACACGGCUUUCAAGGCGCUGGGAGACUCUGUGGACUACGUGCAGGUCUGUGACUCAGACACAAGGCUAGACCCCAUGGCACUGCUGGAGCUUGUUCGAGUGCUGGAUGAAGACCCCCGGGUAGGGGCUGUUGGAGGAGACGUAAGGAUCCUUAACCCUCUGGAUUCCUGGGUCAGCUUCUUGAGCAGCCUGCGAUACUGGGUAGCCUUCAAUGUGGAGCGAGCUUGUCAGAGCUACUUCCACUGUGUGUCCUGCAUCAGUGGUCCUCUGGGUCUGUACAGGAACAAUCUCCUGCAGCAGUUCCUGGAAGCCUGGUACAACCAGAAGUUCUUGGGCACCCACUGCACUUUCGGGGAUGACAGGCACCUCACCAACCGCAUGCUCAGCAUGGGCUAUGCUACCAAAUACACCUCACGCUCCAGAUGCUACUCGGAGACGCCCUCUUCCUUCCUGCGCUGGCUGAGCCAACAGACCCGCUGGUCCAAGUCUUACUUCCGCGAGUGGCUAUACAACGCCCUGUGGUGGCACCGCCACCAUGCAUGGAUGACCUAUGAAGCAGUGGUCUCAGGCCUCUUCCCUUUCUUUGUGGCUGCCACAGUGCUGCGGCUCUUCUACGCUGGGCGCCCGUGGGCUCUGCUCUGGGUGCUGCUGUGCGUGCAGGGUGUGGCGCUGGCUAAGGCAGCCUUUGCAGCCUGGCUACGAGGUUGCCUCCGCAUGGUGCUGCUGUCACUCUAUGCACCACUCUACAUGUGUGGCCUGCUGCCUGCCAAGUUCCUGGCAUUGGUUACCAUGAAUCAAAGUGGCUGGGGCACCUCAGGCCGGAAGAAGCUGGCUGCUAACUAUGUUCCGGUGCUACCCCUGGCACUCUGGGCUCUGUUGCUGCUUGGAGGCCUGGUCCGCAGUGUUGCCCAGGAAGCACAGGCCGACUGGAGUGGCCCAUCCCGGGCAGCUGAGGCCUACCACCUCGCUGCUGGAGCAGGCGCCUAUGUAGCCUACUGGGUGGUAAUGCUGACUCUCUACUGGGUGGUUGUGCGGAGGCUCUGCAGGCGUCGGAGUGGUGGCUAUCGUGUUCAGGUGUGAGUCUGGCCAUGAACAUGCCCACUGAGGAGUCCUGCAGGGUAGCUACAGGAGCCAUGAAUUCCACGGGGACUGCCUGGCCUCAGUUUCCCUUCUCUUUGAAAUGAGGGAGCCAUCCAAGAUUCUUGGAAUGCAUUAUUGGAAUAUAUCCAAUGGAUUGUAUUGGAACUCAAGACUUGUGGGUCUUUGGGGAGGGGUAAUUUAUUGAUCAGGGUGUGUGUUUGUAGGACCAUGGCCAGAAGGUCCCUGUUUUCUCCCUGUUGCUAUUUAAUGUUUGUACUGUGAUUAAGAUGUAAUAAAUUUUUUAUUUAUUUUCUUCCAA